UUUUCUUACAAUUUCACUUUAGAAACAACCCAUAAAAUCUCCAUCUCCACAUCCCACUCAGUUUUCUUCUUCUACCUUGCGUGCAAGUACUCCAACAAACUCGCUUUCCGAUUCCAAACUCAAAACUCAUCACAUGUUUCUCAAAUAACUAUAGAUCUUCUCAAACCCUAUUCUUUAAAUCUUCAACUUUCUUAUUCUUUUCAUGGAACCUCCUUGCUUCUGAUUUCAUUUUUUUUUAUGUUUGCUUGGUACGUCGUUUUGCUUCCAAACCCUAAACCUUACUUUAACCCCUAAAUUUUCUGUCUUCAACUAUUUUUCGCGCUUCUUUGAGUUUCUUCAUGAUUAGCUUCUAAUUCUGAAAUCAGAUUCUUUUUUGUUGUUGUUGUUGAUAGUUUUGUGACCUCCGUUUUCAUUUUUUAACAUCUCUUUUUGGUUUUGAAUCUGUUCAAAUGAAGAUCGUAGCUAGCAAAUCAUAUUUUCAAAAUCUAUAUUUUGUUUUUGUUGAAAUCAUGAUUCACGAAUGAAGGUGUUAAGCGAAAUUUUGUUGUAUAAUUUAAAUCAAUUUUCUGCCUCCAAUGGAUAAUUAUGAUUUUCUCUUAGUUUACAAAAUCCUAUUUUGAAACUUUAGCUACAUGUGUUAAUUAUCCUUUGACGGAAAAGUUUGGCAAAGAAAGAAGUUGUUUCCUAUUUUGAGAAUUUUGUUUAAGGCUAUGACAAAUCUAAGGCUUAAUUGGUUUAUUUUCUUGAUUUGGUUGCAUGGUCCCUCCUCGUUACUUCUGGAAAUUUCACUAGCUGUAGCUAAAAUAGUUGAGAUAAUUUAGUGCUUGAGUUUACACGCACAGUGGAUGUGAAUGAUGGAUGCUGUUGAGGUUGAAGAAAAUCUAUUUGCUGUUAGUGAUGCCAAGUUACAUGGACAAAUGUGCAAGGCUCUUUCUGUAAUUUAUUGCCAAGUAUUGUCAAUAUUUCCUUCUUUAGAAGCAGCUAGGCCUAGGAGUAAAACUGGAAUUCAAGCAUUAUGUUCAGUACAUGUAGCCUUGGAGAAAGCCAAAAAUGUUCUUCAUCAUUGCUCAGUAUGCAGUAAACUUUACCUGGCUGUAACUGGGGAUUCGGUUCUCCUAAAGUUCGAGAAGGCCAAAUGUGCUCUUGAAGACAGUCUUAGACGGGUGGAAGAUAUUGUUCCACAAUCCAUUGGAUGUCAGGUUCGGGAGAUUGUGAAUGAAUUUGCAAGUGUGGAAUUUGCACUUGACCCCUUAGAGAAGCAAGUUGGUGAUGAUUUAAUUGCAUUGCUCCAGCAGGGCAAAAAGUUUGACAACUAUAGCGAAUGUAAUGAGCUUGAAUCUUUUCACCAGGCUGCUACUAGACUUGUAAUCACAUCUUCAAGAGCAGCUCUUGCUGAAAGAAGAGCUCUGAAGAAACUUAUAGAAAGAGCUCGAGCUGAGGAAGACAAACGAAAGGAAUCAAUUGUUGCAUAUCUUUUGCAUCUUAUGAGGAAAUACUCCAAGUUAUUCAGAAAUGAGUUUUCAGACGACAAUGAUUCUCAGGGUUCCGCUCCUUGUUCUCCCACUGUUCAGGGAUCUACGGAGGAUGCUGUUCCUGUAAGUUAUAAUCAGGCUUUUGACAGACAGUUUUCAAAACUUAGUUCCUUUGGUUUCAAGCCAAAUAAUAAUAUGGAGCCGGGGCAGAUGGCUCUACCACCUGAAGAGUUAAGGUGUCCAAUAUCUCUGCAACUUAUGUAUGAUCCUGUUAUCAUUGCUUCUGGACAAACAUAUGAAAGGGUUUGCAUAGAGAAAUGGUUCGGUGAUGGGCAUGACAACUGUCCAAAGACCCAGCAGAAACUUCCACAUCUUUACUUGACUCCUAAUUACUGUGUUAAGGGUCUUGUUGCUAGCUGGUGUGAACAAAAUGGAAUUUCUAUUCCUGAAGGCCCUCCUGAAUCUCUUGAUCUUAACUACUGGAGAUUGGUAUUAUCAGAGUCUGAGUCCACAAAUUCAAGAUCUGUAAAUAGUGUGAGCUCUUGCAAAUUAAAGGGUGUCAAAGUGGUUCCUUUAGAAGAUGGUUGUAUCUCAGAGGAAUAUGGGGAAAAUGGAGCUGAAAGUGUAUCUGCACAAGAGGAAGACACUGAGCAGUAUCUUAGUUUUCUCAAAGUCUUGACCGAGGGGAACAAUUGGAAGAGGAAAUAUGAAGUAGUAGAACAGUUAAGGCUGUUGCUGAGAGAUGAUGAGGAAGCUAGGAUUUUAAUGGGGGGUAAUGAGUUUGUUGAAGCACUUGUUCAGUUUUUACAAUCAGCUGUCCAUGAAAGGAAUUUGAUGGCCCAGGAAAGUGGAGCAAUGGCUCUCUUCAACCUAUCUGUGAAUAACGACAGAAAUAAGGAGACUAUGUUAUCAGCUGGAGUUUUACCUUUGUUGGAGGAAAUGAUUACUAACACUAGUUCUUAUGGUUGUGCUACUGCUCUAUACGUGAAUCUCUCUUGCCUUGAAGAAGCCAAACCUCUGAUUGCCAUGAGUCAGGCUGUACAAUUCCUAAUCCAGCUCCUUCAAUCUGACUUUGACAUUCAAUGCAAGCAAGAUUCUCUCCAUGCUCUCUAUAAUCUUUCUACCGUGCCCUCCAAUAUUCCACACUUACUUUCAUCCGGCAUUGUUAAUGGUCUACAAUCCCUUCUUGUAGACCAGGUCGAUUGUACAUGGAUUGAGAAAUGCAUAGCUAUUUUGAUAAAUUUAACUACUUCUGAAGUUGGAAGGGAGGAAAUGGUAUCAACUCCUGGAUUCAUUAGCGCUUUGGCUUCAAUAUUGGACACCGAUGAGCUCCUUGUGCAGGAGCAAGCUGUCUAUUGUCUCCUAAUUUUGUGCAACAGUAGUGAGCAAUGUUCUGACAUGGUUCUUCAAGAAGGGGUUAUACCAGCGUUGGUAUCCAUAUCAGUGAAUGGGACCCCAAGAGGGAGAGAAAAAGCUCAGAAACUCUUGAUGCUGUUCCGACAGCAGCGACGAGAUGAUUCACCUGUUGAGGAACAUCAAUGUCCUCCUGAAACCAGUGAUUUGUCUAUGCCGCCUGCUGAAAUGAAACCUCCAUGUAAGUCUAUGUCUAGAAGAAAGACUGGGAAAGGUUUUAGCUUAUUCUGGAGAAGCAAAAGCUAUUCUGUGUACCAGUGUUGAAGUUCCUAAUGUUGUAAAUAUCUCUGUUUUGCCCCCUUGUUCUUCCUGUUUCUGUGGGUGUUGCUUACUUUUUGGUUUCCAAAGCGAAGAAGAGAUGUACAGGCCUGUGUAAUUUAUGGAUUUUGUUUUCUUCUCGCUUUUCUCUUUGUAAGUUGUAACAUCAAUAUCUCAAACACAAGUGUUAGAUUUUGCAUUUUUUAAGUUAAGGUAAAUGUGAAUUAUGUCAUUGGUGAAUUGAAGCUAACUAGUAUGUUCAGUAAA
Cicer arietinum (chickpea) is the source of this 3410-nucleotide messenger RNA. Its product is annotated as U-box domain-containing protein 6-like. Gene Ontology annotation, biological process: protein ubiquitination. Lineage: Eukaryota; Viridiplantae; Streptophyta; Magnoliopsida; Fabales; Fabaceae. The record is from RefSeq and is a predicted model, not a curated record. Gene Ontology annotation, molecular function: ubiquitin-protein transferase activity; protein binding.